Messenger RNA from Exophiala bonariae, 495 nucleotides. RefSeq lists its product as uncharacterized. Bases 1 to 495 code for a protein of 164 amino acids. Lineage: Eukaryota; Fungi; Ascomycota; Eurotiomycetes; Chaetothyriales; Herpotrichiellaceae. The record is from RefSeq and is a predicted model, not a curated record. The transcript has a single exon.
AUGUCCCAGCCCACCACAAGGACAACAAGCACCAAGCUGCCCGGACUCACGCCCCGCGAAGCCGUCGCGGACGCGCUCCACCGAUGCAUCCUGGGGAUCGACACGAACGACCUGACACUAUUGGAAUCAGCCAUCGUCACCGACGCCAGCACAAGCCUGACGAUCGACAACACCACCACAAUCGAGGGGUGGGAGUCCGUCCAGCCACUGCUGGCGCGAACCUUUGCGCUGGUGACGACGCACGUCGUGACGAACGUGCGGGUAGAGUUGAAGGACGAUGACGCCGAUACCGCGUCGCUGUCGGCCCAUGCGGUCGCCUAUCAUAUGAAGCCUGAGGAUGCGUUUGUCGAGCGCGAUGCGUCGUACACGGCCGGCACGCUGUAUUUUAUGGAUUUGGUGAGUGAUGCUGGGCAGGGCGGCCUGUGGAAGAUCAAGCGCUGGGAGAUUAGGAGGUUGUGGACUUCGGGGGAUCGCACCGUUGUGCAUCCCGAGUGA